AUGAACAUAAAUGAAACUUCUUUACAAGAACAAGAAACAGAAGAAAUUAUGACAGAUCAUGAUAUGGAUGACAAAACAGAUACUGUCUGCACAGAAAUUCCUAUUGAAAAUAACCUCAACACAACACAAGAACCAAAAAGUAGAUGA
Cetraspora pellucida is the source of this 147-nucleotide messenger RNA. The record is from the annotation of a GenBank genome assembly. NCBI's taxonomy places the organism in Eukaryota, Fungi, Glomeromycota, Glomeromycetes, Diversisporales, Gigasporaceae.